This is a messenger RNA of Morchella sextelata, 1356 nucleotides long. RefSeq lists its product as uncharacterized. The record is from RefSeq and is a predicted model, not a curated record. NCBI's taxonomy places the organism in Eukaryota, Fungi, Ascomycota, Pezizomycetes, Pezizales, Morchellaceae. The coding region runs from base 1 to 1356 and encodes 451 amino acids. The transcript is spliced from 3 exons.
AUGGAUAUCUGGUCUGGCUCGAUCUCAGUCGAGUCCUCCUCGGCCUCAGCAAACAUCGUGCCCCUUGAAGAUCUCCGCCUCUCCACGCCCUCCUCCACCACCACCCCCUCCUCCGUCCUCUCCCACCUCACCAGCAGCCUCUCCUCCGCCCGCCUCUCCGCCCUCUCCAUCAUCGACCCCACCCGCAUCCCGCUCUACCUCGCCGCCGGCCCCUCCCUCGAGCUCACAACAACCUCCCCCGCAACCGCCUCCUACUUCCGCAAACUCUUCCUCUCCACCCUCCCCACAGACGACACCCUCCGCACCACAACCCAAUCCCGCGCCGCCCUCCUCGUCCGCAUUACUAACGAUACCCCCGCUGCCCCGGGCUCCUGGAAACUAACAGAACUUGUAAUCUACGCCGCCAUCACACACCUGCCCCCCCAACAACCACUCCUAACAACCACAACAGCAGACCUAACACCCCCCAACUCCUCCCCGCCCGCCGACGCCACCGCCGCCGCACCAACAGUCCUUGUAACCGUCCACGCCCUCCCGCUCUCGUCGCACCAUGCCUUCUUGAUAUACAUGGCUGUGGUGAAGCCGCACGCCGAACCGCUCUUUAUCGCCCCGAACCCGCAGGAGAUACUAAACCCGUCGAUCUCACAGUCCGCGAAGAAGCGCGGCGCGGCAGUGCUCGAUGCCGCCGCGGACCCGCGGAAGCGCGCGAAGAGGAGUGUGCAGCCGCAGCCACCGCAGCCGCCGCCGCUGACGCUGCUGGGCGGCGCCGCGCUGAACCACCGGAAGAUGAGUGUGGGUGGGGGUGCGGCGGGGGCGGGGGCGGGCGCGGGCGCGGGGGUGAUGGUGAAGAGGGAGAGGACGCCGUCGCCGGCGCCGUCGCUGUCGGUGAAUCGGUCGUUUGGCAGUGGUGGUGGGAGCGGGGGCGGGAGGGGGCUGAAGAGGAGUGAGUCGUCGGCGACGAUGCGGUCGGCGGUGGGGGCGGUGGCGAGGAAGGAGGUGUAUGGUGAGGUUGAGACGCGGAACCGUGCGGAGCUGGCGAAGGUUGUGGUGGCGGGGAUGAGGGCGUGUGGGUUGAAGGACUAUCGCGGUGGCAGGGGGAGGUCGAUUGUGGGCGUGGAGGACGACGAGGAGGGCGAGAGGGAGAGGGAGAGGGAGAGGGAGAAGGAGGAGUAUAAGCAGGUCUAUUAUCAUACGGUCAAGGCGGCUGCGUUUGCGUUGAGGAACGUCAUCGCCGCUGGCACCGUGGGCCAGGACAGGAUGAGGGACGUGGUGGAUAGGCUCCUGGCGGUCUUCUGUGAACCCAGGACUGGACAGCUGAUGUUGGAGGCGGCGGCUGCGCAGGCGGCGGACGAGUAG